Messenger RNA from Cooperia oncophora, 1333 nucleotides. Lineage: Eukaryota; Metazoa; Nematoda; Chromadorea; Rhabditida; Trichostrongylidae. The record is from the annotation of a GenBank genome assembly.
GGAAAUAUUCGAUCUAAUCCGCGACAUUAAUGAUCCUGAGCAUCCAUACACGCUUGAGCAGCUCAAUGUUGUUCAGGAGGAGCUCAUCAGAGUACAGAAGGAUGCUAAGCAUACCUAUGUGGACGUACGCUUCACGCCAACAAUCCCACAUUGCUCCAUGGCCACUUUGAUAGGGCUCGCAAUACGCGUGAAGUUGGCCCGCUCACUACAUCCCAGGAUCAAGGUCCGAGUUUCAAUAACAGAAGGUAGCCACAGUACUGAAGAAGCUAUUAAUCGACAGUUGGCGGAUAAGGAAAGAGUUGCUGCAGCCAUGGAAAAUACAAGUCUAAUGUACGCUGUGAAUCAGUGUCUUGCAGAACCUACUUGUGAGGAUUUUGAUGCUAUUUGUUCUGAAAUGAAAUGUAUAAUGCGGAGUAAUGAAUUUUGGGCGAUCACAUGUUCCCCUGCACAGCGGUUUCUGUCUUCCAAAGCCAAAUCAAAUACAAAGAAAUAUCUGCAGCGACAGAUGAAGGACGAAUUCGCUGCUAAAGCCAGAGAACAUUCGUACAGAGCUAGAUCCGCUUUCAAAUUGAUUGAGAUGGAUGAUCGAUUCAACAUUUUGAGACCUGGAAUGACUGUGUUAGAUGUGGGAUGUGCGCCAGGCUCAUGGUGUCAAGUGGUUGUCGAAAGAUGUGAAUUAAAUACAAAAACUUCCGAGGGAUAUUUGCUAGGGGUUGAUUUACAGCUAGUUUCUCCGAUUCCUGGAGCCGAUAUCAUGUCCUCUUCGGACAUUACCUCUCCUUCAGUACAGCGAACAAUAGCUAAGAAACUGAAUGGACGUCAGGUUGAUGUCGUGCUGAGCGACAUGGCUCCGAAUCCUACAGGUGACAAUGCCACGGAUCACCUGAGGUUGGUGAAUUUGUGUCGUACUGUGUUCCACCUCUUCGCUCCUCCUCAAGAGACAUCACCAGAAAGUGCCCAACCUCGUACAUCAGCGUUAUUUGAACUUUCUUCCGAGGGAAUGUUCAUAUGUAAAUUGUGGGAUGGUACCUAUCGACAAAGUUUCAUGUUAGAACUUUUGAAAUAUUUCAAUCAAGUACGAAUUUUUAAGCCAAAAUCGAGUAGAGAUUCCAGUGCUGAGUUGUAUUUAGUUGCUCUUGCGGCCGGCGAAGCGGUGGCGAAGGCGCUUUCGAGAGCGAUAAAACAAGAGCUUCAGCAAAGUCAACAUGCGGCAGCACGACAUAGCGCUAAAACAGGCCAGUCCGCCAGUGAGACUCGAGAUAAUGCUAAUGCUAAUGCACGACUUGGAAUUAGUUUAGAGGUAGUGUUUUGCAGUAGUUUCGUAGAGUUGUGA